Molecule: messenger RNA, 3478 nt
Organism: Notolabrus celidotus (New Zealand spotty)
Lineage: Eukaryota; Metazoa; Chordata; Actinopteri; Labriformes; Labridae
Product: neuronal acetylcholine receptor subunit non-alpha-2-like
Exons: 6
Coding region: 307-1764 (485 amino acids)
Biological process (GO): chemical synaptic transmission; regulation of membrane potential; signal transduction
Cellular component (GO): synapse; postsynaptic membrane; neuron projection
Molecular function (GO): transmembrane signaling receptor activity; acetylcholine-gated monoatomic cation-selective channel activity
Source: RefSeq, a predicted model, not a curated record
ACCUCAUCCCCUCCCCCUCCCCCCACCUCCUCCUCUUCCUCCUCCUUUACGGACCGCUCCGCUGACCGCCGCCGCCGCACCCCUUGACGCCUCGAUCGGAGCCACGGCACAGAAAACAACCGGCCACAUGCACUUUCUGAACGUUUCCCCCGUUCUACUUGAAACGGCGCAGGGCUUGUUUUCCGUUUUUGAUUUCGUCCUAUUGAUAGGAACCUCGAUGCUGCCGUGUCCUUUUCAUCAGCUGAUCAGCCCACAGUAGCAGGAGGCUGCAGGAGCGCUGUGUCGGAGCUCGAGGACAACAACACCAUGAAGUUCUCGGUUUUCCUCUCCCUCAUCUUGUCGGUGUCCUGCCCGCUGUCUCUCGCCACCAUUCCCGCUCCAAAUGAAUUUGUGUCCUUGGCGGAGAUGGAGGACGCCCUCCUGAAGAACCUUUUCCAAGGCUACCAGCGCUGGGUCAGGCCCAUACAGCAUAACAAUGACACCAUCAGAGUGCGCUUUGGACUCAAGAUUUCCCAGCUGGUUGAUGUGGAUGAAAAGAACCAGCUGAUGACAACCAAUGUUUGGCUCUGUCAGGAGUGGAUCGAUUACAAGCUGCGAUGGAAUCCAGAGAAAUAUGGAGGAAUAACUUCUAUCAGAGUUCCCUCUGAAAACAUCUGGCUUCCAGACAUUGUCCUCUAUGAGAAUGCUGAUGGUCGAUUUGAGGGCUCCCUGAUGACGAAAGCAAUUGUCAGGUACAAUGGCGCCAUCACCUGGACACCACCUGCAAGUUAUAAAUCUGCCUGCACUAUGGAUGUCACCUUCUUCCCUUUCGAUCGCCAGAACUGCACUAUGAAGUUUGGCUCCUGGACAUACGAUGGCCACAUGGUGGACCUGAUUCUGAUUGACAAACAAGUUGACAGGAAGGACUUCUUUGAUAACGGAGAGUGGGAGAUCCUAAGUGCCACUGGUGCCAGAGGGAACAGGAAGGAUGGCAUGUACUCGUACCCCUUCAUCACAUAUUCCUUCAUCCUGAAGAGGCUGCCGUUGUUCUACACUCUCUUCCUAAUCAUCCCUUGUUUGGGUUUGUCCUUCCUGACGGUGUUGGUGUUUUACCUUCCGUCUGAUGAAGGUGAGAAGCUGUCACUCUCUACCUCUGUCCUUGUGUCGCUCACUGUGUUCCUUCUGGUGAUAGAAGAAAUCAUCCCCUCCUCUUCCAAGGUGAUCCCACUUAUCGGAGAGUACCUCCUCUUCAUCAUGAUCUUUGUCACUCUCUCCAUCAUCGUCACUGUCUUUGUCAUCAACGUGCACCACCGCUCCUCGGCCACCUAUCACCCCAUGUCGCCGUGGGUUCGCAAUCUCUUUCUUCAGAAACUGCCAAGAUUGCUCUGCAUGCGUGGACACACUGAUCGCUACCACUACCCAGAGCUGGCUCCUGAGAGCCCUGAUACGAAAUCUCGCUCUGGAGGUCGGAGAGGAGGCCAGAAGGGGAACAGCGGAGCUCACGGACAAACCACUUCUGAUGGGAAGGAGGACGAGGCCUGGGCGACCAUGCUGGACCAGGCUAUCUACUCAGUGCGCUACAUCAGCAGACAUAUUCGCAAGGAACACUUUAUCCGCGAGGUGGUACAAGACUGGAAGUUUGUGGCACAGGUUUUGGACAGGAUCUUCCUCUGGGCUUUUCUCACUGUCUCAAUACUGGGCACCAUCCUCAUCUUCACUCCAGCUCUGCAGAAGUUUAUGAAAGUCCCUCCUCAAAUCGCAAGUGAGGAGCCUCCUUCAACUUAGUAGCAAUAACACACUUUUCACAAAAAAACUGAUGAUCCUUAUGUGGUACUCAAGACUUUUUGAUACCUUUUUUCUGUUUCCUUUACCCAUUUCAAUACUUUGACUUGAGUAUUGGCCAAUACAAAGUACCUGUUCUAAACCAGUGCAAUAAAUAAUAUGCAUAUCAUAGGUUACCGAUUGGUGAGGUCUGUAAGCUUAGACUUUCAUUAUGAAAUCCACUAGCACUGCAGUUUUGCUUUUUGUUACUGUUGAAUUAUUAACAUUAAAGCUGUUGGUUUUUAUGGGGGAGGGCUCAUAAAUUAUUGUAUCAGUUUUGUCACUGAUGGGCGUAAAAGCAGAUACUCAGUAACUGUAUUUGUGUUCACUGGGCCAGAGGAAGCCAGUGCAGGUGCUUUUAAAAGGAGGCAUGACUCUUUCAGUUGUAUUUGCUUAGAUUUCUUCCUGUCAAUGUGUGUAAAUUCAUACAGAUUUAAGCAUUAUUCAAAUAAUUUAAGUGGAGUAUUAUUCUGUUUUAUCAAUACGACAAUCAUAGUUAAAUUGGUGCAGCCUUUGUUGCAUUUCAGACUGUUAUGAAACUACAUAAUGUACACUGAGUGGCUUAAAGUAGCAUGCUGCCAUCAGUGCACUAGAUCACACCUGUUGGUCAUUUCAGCAGGGUAUUUAAGCCAAAAUUUAUAUAAAAAGUGAAAAGAAACGUAUACAAUUUAAGAAUGGCUAGAUUUAAAUGGUUAGCUAAACCUAUUUGUAGUUGUUUCAUGUUUUCAAUUACUUGGAUGUACUUUAUGUGAUGGACAUGAUAAUUAUUUAGUUGGUUGCAACAAAUUCUCUGUACAGCAUUAUAUAGCUAAAAGAAAAGUUAAAACGACUUCCCAAAAUUUCUUAUUCGAAACACUUCAGGCUCAUUUUACACACAACUCAAUCAAAAUAACAUCAUUAGGAAUGGAUUGCCCAUGUUCCCACGUACAUGAAGCACAAUUACCUCAAACAGUUACUGCUUUUCAGUAGGGUGUGAUACACAUGGUUUCAUCUGUGAAGGUAUACAAACAACUUCUAAACUACCUUGUACAUUUGUUGGCGAUGAAAUAACCGUCUUCAUGCUACAAAGUAUUUAAGGUUGUUAGCAUAUCUUACAGGAGUAUAACAUUACCUGAUUAAACAGCUCUUAUUUGUGUUGUAUGUAAACAGUAUGUAAUGUUUUCUUAUUAAUUACUGUCUUUGUCUGCCUCCUCCUCAUAUUCAAUACUUGUCAUAUUUAUGAUCACUGCAGUUAGUGACACAAUUUCAAGCUUCAUAAUAAAGUGUAAUGCAUCAAUGAAGAUCUAGGCACAUUUCUUCUAUAAGUCCCAGAAGUUACAGUAACAUACAGUAUUUGUAUUGUUCAGAUAUACUUUUAUCACACUACUUAAGUUGUUUUGAAUACACAACGCUCUAUUUGUGACAAUUUAAGCUGCUUUUAACACUACUCAAUUCAAUGAAAUAUAAUGCUGAUAGAAGGGAAAAUAGAAUAACAUUCUAUAGAUGGAAGGUGAUGUUGGUGGGUUGGCAGCACCAUCUAGUGGUCAACAAGAUGUGGAGAACAUAGUUUUUCCCUUCCAUUUGAAUGUUUGUUCUCCAACUGAAACUGUAAAGCUAUAUUCAAUGCAACUAACAACACAACACGUGUUAACCUUGAUUUAAAUCUUUAUUUAAUAAAUUGUUUGAUUACUGACCUUCA